This is a messenger RNA of Syzygium oleosum, 2367 nucleotides long. Its product is annotated as nucleobase-ascorbate transporter 6-like. NCBI's taxonomy places the organism in Eukaryota, Viridiplantae, Streptophyta, Magnoliopsida, Myrtales, Myrtaceae. The record is from RefSeq and is a predicted model, not a curated record. Gene Ontology annotation, cellular component: membrane; plasmodesma. The coding region runs from base 586 to 2166 and encodes 526 amino acids. The transcript is spliced from 14 exons. Gene Ontology annotation, biological process: transmembrane transport. Gene Ontology annotation, molecular function: transmembrane transporter activity.
UUCGAACUUGGAUAAAGAAAGUUUCGCAUGGUCUUUGGCUCCAUGCUUGCUUCUUCUUUCUAGUUUCUACCACCAACUUCACGUUUCUCACACAUUCGACUGUUCUUCAGGUGCAUUCACGUCCUCGGUGUCUCUCACCCGCAUUGUGUCAAAAUGAAAAACCUCUUGGCUGCUCGGUUUCUCGAGUAGAGUUUUGAGCUUUAACGCUUCUUGAUCUGGCUUCCCAAUGCUGUGCGAGUGAAGGGGCCACUUUUUAUCUCUCUAGCUUCUUUCCUCGAACUUUUUCGAGCCAGUGAUUCCCGUCUUUUUGGUCCCUGUUCCAACCCUUUAGAGAUUCACUUUUGUUUUCGAACCUCUUAUCCUCCUACUUUCUCUUUAUUCCUCCCGUUUACCAUCUUUUUCCAGACGGGUUGAUUCUAGUGAUUCAGUCUUUUGUAAUAAUCUUGAGGCUUGUCCAUUUUUUUUUCGUGCAUUGUUGUGUGCUUCUUGAAAUCCGGGCUGGGUGUGUUCUUGGUUCUUUCAAGAACAGUGUCAGAGCGAGCGAGAGAGAGAGAGAGAGAGAGAGGGUAGAGAAGUAGAAGAAAAAUGGCUGCAAAAGCUGAUGAGCCGCCACCACACCCACCAAAGGAUCAACUGCCCAAUGUUUCAUACUGCAUCACAAGUCCUCCUCCAUGGCCUGAAGCUAUUCUCCUUGGCUUCCAACAUUUUCUAGUUAUGCUGGGUACAACUGUGCUCAUACCUACUGCCCUUGUCCCGCAAAUGGGAGGUAGAAAUGAGGAGAAGGCGGAGGUGAUCCAGACACUACUUUUCGUGGCUGGUAUAAACACAUUGCAGCAAACUCUGUUUGGGACUCGAUUGCCUGCUGUGAUCGGAGGGUCUUAUACAUUUGUUCCUACUACAAUCUCCAUUAUCCUUGCCGGUCGAUUCAGUGAUAAUUCAGACCCUGUUGAUAGAUUCAAGAGAAUUAUGAGGGCAAUCCAGGGAUCUCUUAUUGUUGCUUCCAUUCUUCAGAUUGUCCUAGGAUUCAGUGGCCUCUGGCGGAAUGUUACAAGGUUCUUGAGUCCACUUUCAACUGUCCCAUUGGUGGCUGUACUAGGAUUUGGGCUAUAUGAGUUGGGUUUUCCUGGGGUCGCCAAAUGCGUGGAAGUUGGGCUUCCAGAGCUCAUAAUUUUAGUAUUCAUUUCCCAGUACAUGCCUCAUGUUAUACAAUCAGGAAAACAUGCGUUCGAUCGAUUUUGUGUCAUAUUCUCGGUGGUAAUUGUGUGGAUCUAUGCUCAUCUACUAACUGUUGGUGGGGCUUAUAACAAUGCUGCACCAAAGACGCAAUUAAGCUGCCGCACAGAUCGUUCUGGACUCAUAGACGCUGCUCCAUGGAUAAGAGUUCCGUAUCCUUUUCAAUGGGGAGCACCUUCCUUCGAUGCUGGUGAAGCCUUUGCAAUGAUGAUGGCUUCGUUUGUUGCUCUCGUGGAGUCUACUGGCGCAUUCAUGGCAGUUUCAAGAUAUGCAAGCGCGACUCCUUUACCACCGUCCGUUCUCAGUCGUGGUGUUGGCUGGCAGGGUUUUGGCAUCCUGUUAUCUGGCGUGUUUGGGACAGUAAAUGGUUCCUCUGUAUCAGUAGAAAAUGCCGGCCUCUUGGCUGUAACGCGUGUUGGCAGUAGAAGGGUUGUGCAGAUAGCGGCUGGAUUUAUGAUUUUCUUCUCUGUUCUGGGAAAAUUUGGAGCAGUUUUUGCUUCCAUCCCCGCACCCAUUGUCGCUGCUCUUUAUUGUCUUUUCUUUGCAUACGUGGGGUCUGUCGGUCUGAGCUUGCUUCAGUUUUGCAAUCUAAAUAGCUUUCGGACGAAGUUCAUAUUAGGUUUCUCUGUCUUCAUGGGAUUGUCUGUGCCGCAGUACUUCAAUGAAUACACUGCAAUCAAUGGUUAUGGUCCAGUUCACACUGGAGCACGAUGGUUCAAUGACAUGAUCAACGUUCCUCUGUCUUCGGAACCAUUUGUCGCGGGCUGUUUGGCAUAUUUCCUGGAUAAUACAUUGCAUAAGAAGGAUGGUGCAAUCAGAAAAGACCGGGGCAAGGAGUGGUGGGACAAAUUCAAGUCAUUCAAAGGCGAUACAAGAAGUGAAGAAUUCUACUCACUGCCCUUCAACCUAAACAAAUAUUUCCCAUCCGUGUAACUUACAUCACUCUGAUUGACCACAUGCUGUAUCAUCGUUCUGCACUCAGCAACUGAUUUCUAGUUUGUCUUUAGCAUGAUACUGGUCUAUUUGCUUAUAACAAGUAAGAACCACUAUCUUUCCCUUCUAUUAGAGACUAAAUGAUGAAUAUUCAGCAGGGGAGGUCUACUGAAAAGGCAAUAAAGCUAUUUACUUCUCUCA